Acanthaster planci (crown-of-thorns starfish) is the source of this 4419-nucleotide messenger RNA. RefSeq lists its product as uncharacterized. The record is from RefSeq and is a predicted model, not a curated record. Lineage: Eukaryota; Metazoa; Echinodermata; Asteroidea; Valvatida; Acanthasteridae.
GUUUCUUUUAGUCAGAAGACUACUGCAGUAAAGUGAGAGCAGUUCCUCUUCCAUUGUUCAGUGUGGCGCGUCUUACUUUAAUCCCGUCAACCGUGCAGUCUUUGUUAACGACUGGGAAUGAUGAGGCCUAUUGCAGUGCUGGUGUGUACGGCGUUUCUGUGCUGUGUCUCCUUGGAAACGACCGAAGACCACCCACCAACCCGUGAAUCCAACACCGCCGACGCAGGCAGUCGCACAGCCGAAUGGGACGAGACCGCUCCCUCGGUCUGGAAAGAGGAUCAAACAGGGGAAGUCUGGGACAAGGGACACUUAUUGUCCUGGCUGUAUGGAGCUCAGUCACAAGUGAACACCCCUGUGAUUGCCAAGCGUGAGGGGAGCAGCUGCUCUUGUUCCACUGAGACUCGAGACUGCAGGUGUUGUUUCAAGUUCACGAUCCUCGGGAAAAAAUUCAGUGCCUGUUUGGUGGGUUAUUACCAUCAAAAUGAUGGAAUCGGUGUUGUAGUGGAGAUUAAUUCCCAAACCAUAAUCAACAGAAACGUCAGGGUGACGGACCGUGAAGUGUCGCUCUGCAAGACUUUCCUCACCAGGGGCGUCUGCGUGGGGCUGAAUGACAUCAGACUGGAGUCGAACUCUAUCUCGGCUCACGCCAAGUUCGAGAUUCAGGGGAUCAUUGACAAGAAUUUUGGGGAAAUUGUCAUCCCUAUCGGUGCACCCAGCGGCGGCAGGGGGCCAUCAAUUUCCCCCCUGCUUGGGCACAUGCUGCCAUCUUUUUUAUUAAUUCUUUUAUAGUUUCACUUUGACCUUAACGGGCGUUUAGACUUGGUUUAUUGUCAGUGGAAAUUUGGAGGUAAUUGUCAUAACUUUUUCGUUGCUUCCAUAAAGAAAGUAUCUGAGCAACUUAUGGUAUAAUAUAGGCAAGAUUUGACUCACCUCAUUUUUUUUUCAUUUUUCAAUCGUAUUAACAUUAGAGAGGGAUUGAAAUCGAUUAAGAAUGGAGCAGGCAUGUUAAAACGUCAGCUUUUCCGAUUUUGACUUUUUCCCCCUCUUGUUUUGUUUUCAAACAUCGUUCUUAACCAUUUUGACAUGCUUCCACAAACAUAACAUCAUUAAGGUCUAAAUGACAUUAAUGUUGUUAAGGGCAGGCAUCUCGAUUACUGCAAUUUGCGUUUUCACGAAGAGAUUCGGAUAGGCCUACCUGCGCCUCAAACAAGUACAAAAAGUCGUGCCUGGAAAGUCGUAAAAAUACGUCAGCUGCGAAGGGACACGCGCCGUUGCAAAAUUCACAUCUGCGCGCGUAAAAACACAUUGAAAAUAAGGGCGUCAAAGUAAUGCAGGGAAACGUGUUUUCAUGAAGAGAAGCGCUUUUUUACUGGUAAAUGUUAAGGUAUCUAACCAUUGUGUUUUUUCUAAGUAUCGGGUUCACGUAAAGGUUUAGGGCCUACCUCUCAAUCAAUGGCCAAUCACAAUGCGCGAAAUCUGUCGACCCAAUGCGCAUUUGGAAAUGGUCCCUUUCUGAAAAUGGUGACAUACCAUUUGAGUUGAAGUUGAUUUUUAGAUGUGCACUGUAUAUCAACUUUCGGGUGUCACAUGACUGGAGAUCCCAAAAGAGGAGAAUACAGGCCACGUUAGCCACGUCAUAGGCUGCUGUCCGUGGAUAUGGCUUUUGCUCUCGUACGUGGAGCACCCCGCAGCUACGUACGAUCCGUAUAAAUAAGCACUACCGUCCUGUGUUACGGUGUUUUUCCAGUUUUCUGAGUAAUUGAAGGUGCUAACUCGCCAGAAACGGCAUUUAAACCUUCCUUUUGGCAAAGGAGAUUCAUGCAUUUAAAAUUUUUUUAAAAUCCAAAAUUUGCCCUUCCCCCAACUCAAAACCUGGGUAUGCCACUAGACUAGUGCACUAAAUAUAAAACUAAAUAUCGCUAUAGAUUCAAUUUCGUUUGAGGAAGCGACUUUCUUUGCAGUCGUGUUUAUGACUUCAUCGAGGUGACACUAUAUUUAACAUUGUUUAUUUCAUAAAAAUUAUGCAUCCUUUCGUCGUGGGUCAUGAAAUUAUGCAAUCUUUCUCUGCUUGUGCCACCAACAAAGAAAUCGAAACAGCUGUCAUAACCUGUCUGUCACAACCGAUACCUCGGAAUCGGUAAACAACUGUGACGUGAAAGAGGGCGCUACAAAAGUCAUUAGGCGCGGUGCGAAGUUAUAGAUGGCGCUCUGCCUAGUAACAGGGGCAAACGUUCGGUGCGCAGCGCAUAGCUAGCUGUGUGUUAAGCGAGCGCGGCGCAUAGGCUCCGCCUUGUGCGUAGUGCGAUAGGGCAGCGAAAGUCACUGCUUGGUCACGUGAGCGCGGGCGUGGUCAAAGCAGCACGGAGGCUAUAAAAUGCGCGCGCAGGCAAGUACUAUAUCUAGUCGAUGGCUUAGGGGCUAAUCCUGAGGUAAGAGCAGCGCUUCCACUUUCAAGGAAAUUUCGUUAUUUUAAUUAAGGAAAUUUUUGCUUUCGAAGGAAAUGAAAAAUCUAAGGAAAUUUUGAGGAAAUGCCUAGAAUCUAAAGUAAUUCUAAGGAAACUAUUAAAUUCUGAGCAAAUUCUAUAAAUAUUCUCAAAAUUAGCAGCAAAAUCUACAUUUCAAACUCUACAGUAAUAUUCUGUCAGAUUCAGGAUGACUGAAAACAAGACUAUUAGAAUAAACUUUCUGCGCGUGCACACAAGUUUGUCUGAUGUCAUCCUGAUUUUUUUGUUCAAGACCGUGAGUUUGAGCAUUAUACUGACCUCUGCUUAUCUUGGUACUUGGUUUCCUCCUGAAAAACAUGCUGUAGGGAUGUAGCAAACAAGCUCAGUAGUUUCGGUAGUAUAUUAGGCUUUUUGGUGGUUAACUAAAAAAUAAGGAAAUCGGGAGGAAAAUAUGGAAAUUUGGCUCUGGGGAUAGAGAAAUUUUCAUUUUGACUGUGGAAGCACUGGGUAAGGGUCAAGAAUCCUGUGCAAGGGUUAAAGUCACCUUGCCUAGUGUGACUGUGCCUAAUUCCCGAGUGGUGCGUGUGUCGUUGAGGGGCUCGGUAGGUUGAGGGGUUAAUUGGUUGUGCAGUAUAGUUCCUGAUAGGACCUUCAGUCGAUGUAAGGGAGGAUUGCUAUCUCGUGACGUGAGUUGCGUGUAGUGCAGCCCUGACAAUAAGCCCUGUAGACUUGCUAAAGUCCCUUAUUCAGCACUGGAUCCCCACAAUUAAUUGUGGUGUUCGCUGCUCUGGGCGACGUCCAGUCACGUUUAAUUCACGGACGUGUAUAAUACAAUCUGAACUCGCAAUGCCCUUAAUCAGCUUAUAGAGACAUGGAAUCCACUCGCGGCCAUUUUACCCAGCCAAAUACAAAGCUUUCCAGGCAAUGCCCGCCAUUGUUCUUCCUGAGGUCAAUAGAAGGGAGCCAACCCACGCUUUUGUAAUCGACUCGGUAAAAUGGCGCUGGUUGGCUUCUUUUUCAUACAAAGGCGUUGCAAGUCCAGGUUUUUUUAUAUACGUCUGCGGUUUUAAUCACACAGUCUCCCCGUCAAUAGCGCCCUCUACUGGUGUAUUGGUUAAGUGUGACCGCGAUUGAAGGAGUGUUAAUGAAUAAAUCAGCCACUUUGAUUGCUCUAUAUAAGUCAGGUGCCCAGGCGAAGUUUAUUUCAAGUCAGGUCUGUCCAAAGUGCGUCUCUAAGUUUUGACCAAUCAGAUUAGGCGUCAUCUCAGCGAAGACCAGAGAUCAUUGAACUUUCUUGGGGGACGGUAUACUUCGGUCCCAACGGCCUCGUCCCCAGCCGCUCAGGGACUCUCCGGUAUGUGACGUCCGACGCGUCGCGCCUCGAGGAGGAGGGCGCCCUCGCCUUCGUCCGAGGGGCGCGGCACCACACAACACACAGGGCAAAGUUUACACUUAGAACUUCUUCGUUCACAUAACUAGUGUAUUUCGCACCAACAACCGAAAGCAUCCUUUGCAGUUUGCCGGAAGUACAAGACCUACACCUCUAACACGAUCAAAAAUUAAUGUACAACCUGAAAUCGUAAUGGCAACUGAAUAUGGAUGUUGUUUGGCACUGGGGAAAACACAACAUGAUUUAUUUCUGAUGGAUAGUAUGGAGUGAUGGAAAAACAUUAUUUCGUCACUUGUGCACCAAAGUUCCUGCUUGUAUAUCCGUGGCCAAAGGCCAAGGGAAAAAGAACCCUCUUGGCUUUUUGUCUUGUAUUUCUGAACUUUCAAGCGGACUCGAGGCGUAGUCUUAUUGUUGUAUAAUUAAUGGAAUGGAAUCGACUUUAAUGGAAUCGAUUAUUCGAUAUCACUUUAAUGGAAUCGAUUAUUCGAUAUCACUUUAAUGGAAUCGAUUAUUAUGAUUAUCAAUGAUUGAUUAUAGGAUGUUAUUUCUACAAUAAGUACCUAUACUUUUAAUGUAGAUUACUUG